This is a messenger RNA of Silurus meridionalis, 6920 nucleotides long. It is a transcript of the gene dnaaf9, whose product is annotated as dynein axonemal assembly factor 9. The record is from RefSeq and is a predicted model, not a curated record. Lineage: Eukaryota; Metazoa; Chordata; Actinopteri; Siluriformes; Siluridae.
CCAGUGUUGCUGUUCUCCAGCUGAGGCUGUUGACUGCAAUAUGGAGAUGUGCGCGAGCUGAGAAAAUAAUAUAUCUAACGGCAAUUUCACUCUCCCUUCUGACUUUCUGAUAUAAAUAGCGCGAAUAUGGCCGGCAUAAAUAAAACCGAUGGGAAGUCUAUGGUCGGGCCGUCCGUGAGCUGUUCACGCUUGCGGCAAAUUCAGGCUCUCCUGAAAGCUGAUGGUGAUACGGUUCCAGAUGGCAUCCUCUGCUCACUGGGUAUCGACAGCCGUUAUAACGAGGGCUGUAGCGAGUUGGCCAGGUACCUUUUCUUUGGUCUCUAUCAGCACAACCCGAAGCAGCUCUGUGAGGACUUUCCUGAAGAGGUGCUGGAUGAUGUGAUUCUUCUCAUAAAGGCAGAGAGUGUGCAUCUGUAUUGUAACCCUGUGAAUUAUAGCUACUUGCUUCCUUACAUCUCCCAUUGGAGGAAUCUGCACCUGCAUUGCAUGACCGAGGCAGAGUACGAGGACGAGGAAGCUGCAGAAGAGUUUAAAAUCUCCAGUUUUGUGUCUAUGGUUGAAGACUGCAGUUGCAUUGGAAUACCCUACAGCUCUCAAAGUCAUGUGCAGAAGUUUGAUAUGUUCAUGUUAGAGAUGUGGCCCAUUGUUCAAGCAUUUGCUCUGGAAGGAAUAGGAGCAGGUGGAUUCUUCACCAUGAAAUACAAGCUGACUGAUAUGAGUGAGAGUCUUUGGGAGAUUUAUUCAAGACUAGACCCGGUGUCUUUGGACUAUCUGCUCAGUGAGGAUUUGCUGUUGUUUGAGAAGCAGUGGAGCUGCUUGUUUAACACUGUGAACACAGAAAGCCCGCUGUCCAUACAGGAGAUGUCAGAAGCUCAGACUGCAGAGCCAUUCAGAACAUAUUACUCCCAUGGUCUUAUUUCAAGCAAUAUCACAGAUAAAAGUAAAAGUCGACAGCCGUAUGUGCUAUUCGGGAGCCAUUCUUCCAAAGAUGACCUGGAAAACUAUUGCUACACGUUCCCCUCUGAGGGCCACCAGGUCCGCAACACUGGGCCUUGUGGGAGUGCUGCAAAACACAUGCUGCUUCAGUGUGUGGCUCCUAAAGGUCCACUGACCUGUGCAAGAACAUACUUCUUUGGCAGUACUCAUGUUCCAUACCUGGAGAAUGAUAAUGUCACCACGCAGAAGUCAUCAGAAAUCAUGCUGCUUACAAAGAUCUACACAGCUGCUGUUCAGUCAGUGCUGGCAGGAAUAAAAUGCUUCUCCAUCAACUCCAGCUCUAGCAAGGCAAAGGAUGUAGCAGAGCAAACAUUUCAUCUGGCUUUGGAAACCUUUGGGAUGCUUCAGUACAGGAGUGCUCUCAGGUCUAAAGCAGUAUUCAGCAUUGAAGCUGUUAACAAUGCUGGCAGAGUGAUACCGCUCAGCGAUGAACACAGUCGCUUUUUCGUCAAAACUGCGUCUAUGGUAGUGCAUGAUAUUCCAGAUCUCCAGUGGGGAGGAGGGGACCUGGGAUCUGUAGUGUUCUCUGAAUCAUUCCUGGAGUCUGGGAUCUACAUUCAGCAGAGGGAUGGAGCCCUUGCUUCAAACAGCUUAUUCACUCUGCUUACAUCUUCAGUGCCUCGCUAUAUCUCCUGGAUGGUGGAUGAUACUGAUGUGAGAUUGUAUGAGCAAGCUCUCCAUUUAAUAAAGGAGGAGAAUGGGACAUGUUUAGGGGUUCCUCUAACAUCCAAACACUCAGCACAGGUGUUCUCAAACAGUUUGCUUUCUACACCUGAAGAAGGAAAGCUGGUGUUUUUCUCAGAGGGUUUAUUGAUUGUCCAUCCGCAUUAUGGCAUUAUCACUUUGUCAAAGAACCAUAUCAAAAACAUCAAAGUUUAUGAUGGGGAUUCUUUCUCUGCUGUUACCAUCCUGUUUAUUGAGUACGAGACCUCUCUUCUUCCAUAUCUUCCAUUUCCUCUACACAGCUCAGACUGUUGUCUGGCCAUCGCUCUGAUGCCCAAAACCAAGGGUUACAAAGACUUUUACUCACAGGUCCUGCAGGUUUGGAAUAAGCCUGAAUCUAAGAUCCAUGUGCAGCUUGUUGCUCAAGAACAGCUGGGUCUUGACUGCUCAAGCAUGUACUCAAGAUUGCUAAAGUUCCAUAAGGUACAAGGUUCAUUUGCAGAAAAUACCAGAGUAACUCUGAAAACUGCUUAUCCAGAUGUGCCGGAUAUAGACAGGUUUCUGAAGCACUUUGCUAUCAGUAAUAGCAUGUGUGAAGAGUCUGUAUACAGUGAACACCUAGAAGCACUAUUCCCAAACACACACCCUAAUUCAGAGUCAGAAACAAAGAUGGUCCUUUCAAUCAUUACAGGCUUACCAGGGAGCUAUAAAGAAAGUUUGUGCGAUUUUUUGGUGGAUGUGAAUCAGGAAUGUGGCAGGUGGGAGGUAUACCAUCCUGACUUGGGCUCAAAAGAUCUAUGUGUGCCACAUCUCCAGAGGUACCUGAGUAGCCUUGUGGCCAAAACAAGUGAGACAUGUUUAAAUGCACAAAGAGUGCUACUACUAACACCAGGGUACACAGAUGUAUUGGAUGUGGUUCAAGCUGUCAUAUGUCAUCCAGACCCAGCGGUUCAAAACAGAGUGUGUGUGGGGGCUGUCACAGCCUGUGUCAACCCACUAACAUCCUUCAUGGAACACAGGCUUCUCUUCCCUAAACUCCUGGAGCAGUGCAGUCACGGUGUGGUGAGUAAUGUGGUGUUUACGGGUUUGACUGAUGAGCAGAAACCUCUGUUGAAAUACAUGCAGCAGCUCAUUCGUUCAGCGAAUCCCAACGCAGCAUUUAUCUUGGCCGAGAGAGGAGCUGUGUCCAGAGCUGAAGAUAUGCGGCUGAUUCUGAGUGACAGCAGUUUUGAUCAGUCUCAGAUGAUCAGAGCUCGAUAUCUGCUCUACCCUGGCUGGUGGGAGGGAAGGUUUGUAACUGGUUGUGGAUCUUUAUCAAUGUCCCAACAAUGUGUACAGUUCAACCGUCCUCUAGAACGAGCCUCAUUUCUGCAUUGCUGCAAAGGAUUAAAGUCAUCCCUCAGAGGAAGCCCUUUCACAGGAAACAUCUAUCACAUCAUUGGGAAAGUGCUCUUCUCUGACAGUGACAGGUUGUGGGAGGUGAGCUGUAGCUCCAUCAGUGGGACUGUGACUGUGACCCUUGAUCAGGUCUCCGCCAGUAGCUCCAAAAUCACCCAAAAUUGUUACUUGCUGAUCCAUGGGGUAGGACUCACCCAGAACGGCCUCAAGGACUGGCUCAGACAGUGUGCUAAACAGAAAUCACCAAAGAAAUCGAUGAGGACGAGAAGUACUCUCACACCACAGGAGAUCAAAAAUAUCCAUAUGAAGAAGCACCUGGAACCACUUCCUUUAGGUUACUUCUAUAAUGGCCAUCAGUUUGUCAGUUUCUUUGGAGAGAAGCAGAACUUCCAUCCUUUAAUGGACCAGUUUGUAGAGGAAUAUCUGCAGGAGGCCAAUAAGGAGAUUGAGCGCUUUAACAGUGAGGUUGAUCUCUAUGCACCCAGGGAUCUUUUUGACUAGAGUUCUUCUUCUGUUCUCUUCAGCAAAGGACGGGGAUUCGCUUCAGGAUUAAUGAUGUCUCGAAUCAGCUGUUUACUAUACUGUCCACACGAUGUUAGAGGGAUAAAUAAGACACAAAGGAGGGAGGGGUUGGCCACUUCGUAAAUCUGCACCAUAAAUUCAGGGAAGAACCAGUGCCGUGUAGAUGAUGAGAGAUCUUUACCCAGCUCACUAGCAGUCUGCAUUAUUCCCUGAGAACCUUUCCUUGUGUAAAUAGCACAUUGAGCAUAUAACGGGAAGAAAAAUGUGUAUGUUAGGAAGUGGCAUGAUUUAAUGUGUAUAUUAAAAUGUAAAAAAAUGCUGCAUUCAAAAUGGUGGCAUUAUAUUACUAAGAUCAUAAUAAUUUGAGAUGAUCUUGGUGCUCUUAUACCCUUAAAUCAAGCGUCUGCACUCUAAUGCAUUAAUAUGUUCCCAUCUAUAAUACUUUCGCUUCAAGGUUUAGUAUUACCUGGUCAUAAUAUUAGCGUAACAUAUUUAGACACUAAACUUGUAGAAAGAAAUGUUAUCAGAAUGUAAAUAUUGUGAACACGCUAGUCUGGAAUUCCUUGGUUAGUCCUCGUGACACUCUAAUUACAGUGCAAUUUACACAAAAAAUGCUAGAAUCAUUAGCUAAAUGCUAAUAGAGUUUGUCAGCAGGGGCAAACUUGCAAUAGCAAGAGAUGCCUCAGAAGCCUGCAUCCAGGGGAGUGCAGAUGGGGAGACAGAUGUGAUGUUCCAUAAGUCUGUAGACUCCAGCUGUGGAGCUGUGGUGAUCAUCUCUCAUCUAUGGCACAGAUCAGACAAACAGCAGCAUCAGACAGAAGUGGCCAAACUAGAAAAUUCCACCAGAGGAGGGUUGGGGUGGAUAUGUGCUAUGGGCAAGAUGGUGAGGGAAGGGGCAUUGGUCCUUUAGAGUUUGAUGGGAAUCUGAGUUUUUAGCUGAAUGGGAGGUUGGGCUGUAGAAUUCAUUUGUGGUGUGUAGCAACAAGGUCUAACCUUGUCUCAAUUUGGGGUGAAGGCGUUCGGCGUUCUUGUAGCACCUAUUUUACAAUUCAUGUGCACAGGGGUUGAGGAGAGUCAUUUAUUAACUUUCGUUGACUAAACUGUGGUUAAUGCGUGUUUAUUAGAGCCUGCAGAGGUGAAUCUAAUGUGUCAUGUUGUUUGCAGGCAGAUUUAGCUCUUCACCUGGGGUCUCGCUCGUCUAUGCAUGUUUGCUCGAACUAAAUAUGCACCGCAGGGGAGAAGCAGUGGUAUUCUCAAAACGUGCAUUCUGAUAUUUGACCUGGCAUCUAUAAGACGAGUAUUGAAAAAAACCAAAAGUAUAGCACUUCUAGAGGAAUAUUAUAGGGGGAAAAAAGUUUGCUGUGAAAGGGGGAUGGGAAUGCACUUCCGAACAAAUUCAGACACUGCUUCUCCUCUCUGUGCUGCAAAGGUACAAUAGUGGAAUUCUAUAUAAAUAUUAGCACUCACAUAUCUCUCACUAUACCCAGUGUAAAGAGUAUAUAACAGUAGCUGUGGUCAUUGAUAUGCUCGAGAGGUGUGUUACUGUCGCUGUUGCUAUGGCGAUUUACAAUAUGGCACACUCGCCACUAUCACCAUGGAGACUCACCACUUCGUACCUUCUUAGCGAUCAAACCCGGUCUGCUUCAAGAUAGUGCACUUGUCUCAGCACAAACUCUGUAAGAAGAGAUCAUUAUGAUGGUUGUGUGUGUCCACUGUGCAGUAAAAGGUGAAGUCAAACCAGCUCACACCAUGUUGGCUGACCGGGCUUUUCUCACUGAGCAGGUGCUCUGCGAGUUAAACAAUUUCUGUUUGUAUCUCAGACACACAAAGCAGCUGUCCUGCGGCUACGAGGCUUCAGAGUGCUGCUGUAAUCUGUAGUUCAGAGAAGCGGUCAUUUUUAGCACAUACUAUCUGCGUGUGUUAAUACGUCUUACCGAGGUACAUUUAUAUUUAUAACACAAAUGCCUUUCACCAAACUGGUACUACAAAGAAGAAGAAGAAUACAAAUAUUUUACAUACCUAAGGAGAAUUGAAUUACCAAGAGAGAAAAAAAAAAUAUUUUUAUAAAGCUGUGAAUUUAAAAUGCAAAUAAAAUAAAAUGUGAUUAGGAGUAUGUUUUACUCCUGUUACCUAUUUCAGAGGCUUCCUAUUAGGCUGACUGAAGUGCCUUGGCCACGAGGAACAGUUACGUUGCCAAGCCAAGUUGAGCACCAGUAUUGGUGAAAGGAUAAGCAGAGCGUUUGUCUUAUUUGUGAAGGGUUGUACGCUGGCUGGCAAGAGGGCACUGGAGGGCAGCAAAGCAAAACUUUAAACAAUGACAUUAGUGUCAGGGCAAAGCCUGAGCCUGGAUUAAAUGGAUUGGGUGUUCUUUUAAAGGCAUCUAAUUUAACAGUUAGUUUGAAUGAAUGCAAUUUUGGCAAUGGGGUCAGUCUUUCUUAUGCGUUCGGACACAAACCCCAGUGAGGCCCUCCAGGCGUUCCCUAUAAUUGCCUGCUAGGUCUUCCCUGACCUCUUUACCUGUGGAGCUGAGGUUAGAGGACAAAAACAGAGUUUGGUGUCAAAUAAAUACUUUUUGUAAGCUGUUGGUUUACAUCAGUGUUCCAAAAGGUUCCUUAAACUGGACCAAUUUUAUAAAAAAAAAAAUGAUAUAUUGUCUUUGGCUUCUAUUGGAACAAUAAUAUUAUUCAGCAAUAUCUUAAACUUGUUCUAGGAGCUAAGGGCUUGUUCCUGACCAAAACAUCGCACUCUCACCACUUUUGGAAAUCUGUUCAUUACUAAAAUUAGCAGGGUUGAUCUGAGCUCUAUUUAAGAACUCCCACAUGACAGUUAAAAUCAGAAUUGAUUUUGAUUAUUAUGCUAAUCAGGUUACAGUUGGUGAAAGGGAGUUUAUUAGGGGGAAAUAAAUAAGGGCUAAUAAAUGUAUUUUGCUGUUCACAAUGUUCGGUUGAGAAGUAGCCUCAAUUCAAGAACUUCAGGCAAAGUCAAUAUGUCACUCUGCCUGCACAAAGAUUUCCAUUCCGUCCGGAUUUUGUAUUGAUUUUUGCUAUUUCGGAACCUGUUCAGUUCUAAAGAGAAGAUAAAGGAAUUGAAGUGACGCAUUUGUAAGACUUUACCUCACAAUACCCAAUGUUUGGAGUUCAUAUUGUUGUUUGUGGUCAAAAGGGUUAAACUUGAAAAGUGCCAAAAUGUCUACAUUAAAAUGUAUGAAAGUUCAAAUUAUUGGGGUGUAUUUGCACAAAACUACUGAAACUCCUGUUUUUUUCCUAAGACUUAUGCUUUUUUAUAAUCUAUGUGUUGUAUUUAUGAGAUUAAAUAAACCAUUAAAACUAUUUAUAACCCUA